UGCGCCCUGGUAUACCACGGAUGGGCAGAGGGCUGAGGAUCCUGUGCCCGAGAUGAAUCUAGCCAAGAAAUGAAGCCAGUGGGGGCUCACAGGAUCAGGAACCUGCUCAUGUACCAGGGGGGCCUUCUGCAUCUCAUCCUGGGGCCCCUUUCCAACCUUUGGGGUUGCCUCCUGGCGGAGCUUAACAGGCCGAGGCAGCUUGCUGAGCAGCCUGUGGUUGCUCCAGCCAGAUAGAGACAGCCACAUUCCAAGCUCCAGGGUGGCAGGGAAGCUGGGCAGGGAGUUCCGACAGGGAGUGGCAGCCCAGGCUCGGGCAGGCAAGUGCUGAAGGGUGGCUCCGCCUUCCGCAGAAAGCCAGAGGCCGAGGAGAUGGAAGAACAGGUGUUCAAGGGGGACCCGGACACCCCUCACUCCAUCUCCUUCUCAGGCAGUGGAUUCCUCUCCUUCUACCAGGCGGGGGCCGUGGACGCCCUGCGGGACCUGGCCCCCCGGAUGCUGGAAACAGCCCACCGCUUUGCGGGGACAUCGGCGGGUGCUGUGAUCGCCGCCCUGGCCAUCUGCGGGAUUGAAAUGGAUGAGUACCUCAGAGUCCUCAACGUGGGUGUGGCCGAGGUGAAGAAAUCCUUCCUGGGGCCCUUGUCCCCAUCCUGUAAGAUGGUGCAGAUGAUGAGGCAGUUUCUGUACCGGGUCCUGCCUGAGGACUCCUACAAGGUCACCACGGGGAAGCUCCAUGCCCUAUACUGCAGCUGCUUCGUCCCAGUGUACUGCGGCCUCAUCCCCCCGACUUACCGCGGUGUGAGGUACAUCGAUGGGGGCUUCACGGGCAUGCAGCCCUGUGCCUUCUGGACCGAUGCCAUCACCAUCUCCACCUUCAGUGGGCAGCAGGACAUCUGUCCCCGGGACUGCCCGGCCAUCUUCCACGACUUCCGCAUGUUCAACUGCUCCUUCCAGUUCUCCCUGGAGAACAUCGCCAGGAUGACCCACGCAUUGUUCCCCCCGGACCUGGUGAUCCUGCACGAUUACUACUACCGAGGGUACGAGGAUGCAGUUUUGUACUUGAGGCGGCUGAAUGCUGUUUAUCUUAAUUCUUCCUCCAAGAGAGUGAUUUUCCCCCGGGUGGAAGUGUACUGCCAGAUAGAACUCGCCCUUGGCAAUGAGUGCCCUGAAAGGAGUCAACCAAGCCUUCGAGCACGGCAGGCCAGUCUGGAAGGAGCCACGCAACCUCACACGGAGUGGGUUCCCAAAGGGGAUGGAAGGGGUGGCCAUGGUCCGCCUGUGUCCCAACCCGUGCAGACACUUGAAUUCACAUGCAAGUCACCUGUUUCAGCACCAGUCUCUCCACUUGAGCAGCCACCUGCACAGCCACUGGCCUCUUCAACGCCACUUUCUCCAACUGGCAUGCCACCUGUGUCAUUCCCAGCUGUGCACAAGCCACCCAGCUCCACACCUGGCUCAUCACUGCCCACCCCACCACCUGGACUGUCACCUCUGUCACCUCAGCAGCAGGUACAACCAUCUGGAUCACCAGCCAGAUCCCCACACUCUCAGACACCCACUUCACCCAGGCCAUCCCUGGGGCCUUCAACUGUGGGGGUACCUCAAACACCGCCCCGAAGUUCUCUUUCAGCCUUCCCUGCUCAGCCACUGGUGGAGGAACUAGGCCAAGAACAGCCCCAAGCUGUAGCUCCUCUUGUCUCUUCAAAACCAAAAAGCGCCGUGCCUCUGGUUCAUGUGAAGGAAACCAUCAGCAAGCCUUAUGUAAUGGAGAGCCCUGCUGAAGACUUAAACUGGGUGAAUAAGGUCUUCAAGAAGAACAAGCAAAAGACAAGUGGCACCAGAAAAGGCUUCCCAAGACAUCCGAGAUCCAAAAAACCAAGCGGCAAAGUGCAGUGAGCAUGACUAAUGUUCCUUAAAUCCCACGGAGAGGAGCAGCUUUGGGAACUGUGUUCAGAGAGAUUCCGAGGAAUAGAGGAGAGUGUAAGGGAGUAGGGGGUGUGGUGGGAGAUUGGGCUUUGGAACAGACACAUCCGACAUAAAAUUCCUGCUCUGCCACAACUCCACUCAGCGAUCAUGGUUGGGACACUUGCUCUCCCUGAGCCUCCAUUUCCUGUAAAAUGGGGAUGAUACCACUUCAUAAAGUUGUGAGAGUUAAAUGUGAUCAAUGAUGUAAAUUGCUUCAUAGAAUGCAGAAUGUGUAAUAGCUCACAAUAAGUAGGUAUUAUGUUUACAUAAUUCCCAGAGGUUAACUGGCUACCUCUCUGCUUCUGAAGAGAUGCUACUUAAAAACAAAACUAGACAGGCCAGGCAUGGUGGCUUAUGCCUGUAAUCCCAGCACUUUGGGAGGCUGAGGUAGGUGGAACACCUGAGGUCAGGAGUUCAAGUACAGCCUGACCAACAUGGUGAAACUCCACCUCUACUAAAAACACAAAAAUUAACCAGGCGUGAUAGUGUGCACCUGUAAUCUCAGCUACUUGGGAGGCUGAGGCAAGAAAAUUGCUUGAACCCAGGAGGCAGAGGUUGCAGUGCACCAAGACUGCACCAUUGCACUCCAGGCUGGGCAACAAGAGUGAAACCCCAUCUCGAAAAAAACAAAACAAAACUGGACAAGUGAGUGCCUACGUGACACUCAAAUGUUGCCAGCAUACAGUUAAGGGCCCUAGUCAAUGUAGGCCUGCUUCCUAUAGCUUUUUGACUAUAUUAUGCUGUCUUUGACUUAGUCAGUCAACACUUAUUGAGCACCUACUAAGUGCCAAACACUCUCCUGUACUCUGGCAAAAUAAAAAAUGAAUUAAAACUCUA
Molecule: messenger RNA, 2799 nt
Organism: Pongo pygmaeus (Bornean orangutan)
Lineage: Eukaryota; Metazoa; Chordata; Mammalia; Primates; Hominidae
Gene: PNPLA1
Product: patatin like domain 1, omega-hydroxyceramide transacylase
Exons: 8
Coding region: 370-1893 (507 amino acids)
Biological process (GO): triglyceride catabolic process; lipid homeostasis
Cellular component (GO): lipid droplet; membrane; cytoplasm
Molecular function (GO): triacylglycerol lipase activity
Source: RefSeq, a predicted model, not a curated record